Molecule: messenger RNA, 451 nt
Organism: Racocetra fulgida
Lineage: Eukaryota; Fungi; Glomeromycota; Glomeromycetes; Diversisporales; Gigasporaceae
Source: the annotation of a GenBank genome assembly
AUGUUAAGAGGUAAUUUUAAUGAGGAAUAUUUGGAAUUAUCCUGGAAGGCAAGAAGACAAAGAAGGCACGAACGACGAAGAGUCUAUUCUCCUUUUUGGCAGAAUGAAACUCAUAUUAAAAGAUUAAGAAAUCAGUUUUCCUUAUCCGAACCGAAUAUUUUAAGUGUGGUAGUUUUUAAUAGUCCCCAACUCGGUUAUGAUUUUAAAAGGAAUAAGAAACUAAUUUUAAAGGAAAAAUUUACUCUGGCUAAUAAUAGUAUAGGGGGAGGAAUUGCUGAUAUUUUAACCAGGCAUGAGAGGCAAGACACUCAAUUAACCUGCUUUGAAAAAUUACGAGCCAGGAUCAUCAAAGAGAUUACUGGUCCUAAUGAAGAAGUAAAGGGAAAAAUAGAAGGAAGAGAAGAAAAAAACGAUAAUUUGUCUCUACUUGCUCGGGUCGAUGAUAGUUUGG